This is a messenger RNA of Stylonychia lemnae, 2289 nucleotides long. The record is from the annotation of a GenBank genome assembly. Lineage: Eukaryota; Ciliophora; Spirotrichea; Sporadotrichida; Oxytrichidae.
AUGACCUAUUAGAAUAAUAUUAAUCCGCACUAGUAGUUGCAAAAUUAGGAUGAAGUGAGGGAAUAUUAACAAAAUAAUCUUUUCCUUGAAGAUGAUUACUCUGACGAAGAUGAUAAGCUUUUUGAUCAGCUUGAAUAGGACAACAUAGUAGCAAAAAUCUAAGAAUCAAUCGAUGAGCUCCUUGAAAAGGGCAAAAAGAAAUCGCUCAAAUAUGAAGAAUUGAUGCAGAGGAGAAAUGCAAGAAAGUAAAAACUAAUGCAGUUAGAUGAAGCUAAAACUUAUCUUUUGCUUCACAUUGGUAGAUCAUUUGUGUUUAAUGGACAUCAAUAUAAUUCUCUAUACCGAGCUAUAGUUCUCUCAAUGAUACCUAUCCAGUACCAAAUCAAAUUUAUGGAUCGAAAUCUCUUCUAGCUGCCAUCAUAAUCAUAAUCAAGAUAAAGCCAGAAGAAGGAAUCAUUUUAAAGCAUCAUCAGUGAAAUUCUGAAAAACUUCUAGAAAUUGUUUGGCCAUCAUUUGUAGCCAGAGAGGGAAUGCGUGAUAACCAAUGAAUCUCAUUUCAUUAAAAACCUAGUUGAAAAUAAAGGACUUUCUAGGAUAGAGUACCUGAUACUUUUUACAAUAUUUAUGAAUCUUCAUAAGAUAGUUCACAGAGUUAAUUUCAUCAUAGAUAUAUAGACCAUGGAAGAUAGCAAGAAAAUAAAGGUUACAAGAAAAAAGACCAAGGAUAAUCAAACUAAGUAAGCUAGAGAUAAAGCAGGAUAUAGUAAAAAAACAGAGGGAGAUUAUUACCAAUAUGGAAAAGAAGAAGAAAUUAGGAAAAAUAAGAAAAGAAAGAGGGAUGAUUACUUUCUGUAGAAGAAGCAAAUGCAAAUAAGUGAUACUGAGGAGGAAGUGGAAAAAGCUUCAUUUUUGUCAGAGUCAUUCAAGAAGUUCAAAUUAAACGAUGACUCUAAAAAUUUAGUUAGCUAAAAUCUAAAAGACCAAAAUAAAAUAAAGAAGGAUGAAGAGGAGUUUAUAGAGAUAAACCGAGAUUACUUUGACAAAUUCUCUUUCAAACCAUCUGGCAAGAGUACUGCUGAAAGAUCUCAAAUAUAAAAGACUAACUUAAGCAGAGUAUCUGAGGAGAGUUAUACUAAAAGCAAGGAAAGGAUUGAAUAAGAUAACUAGAUGGACAUUAAUUAUGAUGGUGGGGAACUCUCUAGUACUUUUGAGGAAGGAAUGUUUAUAUAAAUCUAUGAUGAAAUUAAACAUAACUGGUGUGUAAUAUGCCCAUUUACAGGCCAAUAUUAUCCAUAACCAGAGCAAGUUUAGACAUACUUUAGAAUCUAAAAGACUCUAUUUAUUAUUGCAACUCAGCCUUACUCUUCUUAUGAAUCAAUGCGAAAACCUAAUAAAUCUCAGCAAUACUAAGUUUUCAUGAGAGAAAUAGGAACAACUUUCGUGAACUAGAAAUUCAUAAAAGACUACUUAAAGUCUAAAAAUAGUUGUAUUCUCACAAAAUUUGUUGAGGAUUUCAUUCAUAAAUUUGCCCCCUACAUUUCUCAUUAUGCCGACAAGAAAGUCAAAGGCAUUAUCCAGUUAGAGUAAGAAUAAAUAGAGUAGACUGAGAUGAAUUUUAUUCCUUCUACUACAAAUGAAUUCAAAAAUAACAAGUAUUACACACUUCCCUCUAUAAUUAAAAAGUACCAAGGAUUUUUGCCUCAAGCAUAACCUCUACCUGAUAAGAAUUUCAAAGGAGAGCCAAUAUUUUUGAAGAAAGAUGUAUCAGAGUUGCAUACAGUAGAGAGAUGGAGAAGGCAUGCAAGGGAAGUUAAGAGAGGUGAGGAACCAAUGAAAAGAGUUAAGGGAUUGUAUAAUGAUUCAGAAAGAAUGGCUGAAUUAUAUGGGUUUUGGUAAACCUAGCCUUGGAAAAAUGAGUUGACAGAAGAUGGCAAAAUACCUAGACUAAUGAGCGGUCCAAUACCUGAGGGCACUAUGCAUAUUGAUAUCCCAAAAGCUGCUUUAAUUUGUAAAAAGCUAGACAUAGAUUUUGUUCCUGCAGUAAUUGGAUUUGAAAAAGGAGGUAAUGGUAAAAGUCACCCUUGUGUCUCAGGAGUCGUAACUUUUUAGAAAUAUGAGAAACAAGUACUAGAUGAAUACAAGAAGCUAAUGGAACAAUCGAAAAAAAGGGAACAAGAUAACCUUUAGAAAAAAGCUAAAAAAGCAUGGAAAUCACUUAUCAGAUCAAUACUUGUAAAAAAAUAUGUGGCUAGCGCUUACGAUCUUGGCGAAGUACCGAUGUAAGCUUGA